Carassius auratus (goldfish) is the source of this 761-nucleotide messenger RNA. RefSeq names its product glycoprotein hormone subunit beta 5 (gene gphb5). Gene Ontology annotation, biological process: G protein-coupled receptor signaling pathway; regulation of thyroid hormone receptor signaling pathway. NCBI's taxonomy places the organism in Eukaryota, Metazoa, Chordata, Actinopteri, Cypriniformes, Cyprinidae. Gene Ontology annotation, cellular component: extracellular region; cytoplasm. The transcript is spliced from 4 exons. Gene Ontology annotation, molecular function: hormone activity. The coding region runs from base 131 to 550 and encodes 139 amino acids. The record is from RefSeq and is a predicted model, not a curated record.
AAUUACAGAUUUGUGCAAGUUCAGAGUCAGACGAACUUCAGGAGAGGUGAUAGCAGGACUGGAAGUGAGAUUUCUCUCGAGUUUAGCCUUGCUGCAUCUGGCCAUCCAGAUCCAGUCAUUGAAAUAAACUAUGGCUCCUCUGAAGUCAGGAGCACAGCGACUGUCUCCUGUGACUCUAUGCUGUGUGACACUGGCUGUUUGGCUGUGUUGUGGCGCUCAUACUGAGGCUUCUGUGCUCAACCUGAAGCGUUUCAUCGGCUGUGCAGUCAGAGAAUUUACCUUUCUGGCCCGUAAGCCGGGAUGCAGUGGGCUGCACAUUACCACUGACGCCUGCUGGGGACGCUGUGAGACCUGGGAAAAGCCUGUCCUGGAUCCGCCCUUCAUCGAGUCGCACCAGCGCGUGUGCACUUACAACGAAACUCGACUGGAGACGGUGCUGCUGCCAAACUGCUCAGCAGACGUGGACCCGUCCUACACCUACCCCGUGGCCCUCCGGUGUGACUGUGGGGUCUGCCUCACUAGCACCACUGAAUGCAUCACUUCGGUCUGAUACGCUGGAGAAAUCAGCCUCCACUUAAAACACCAAAGAUGUGCACUGCAGGAAUAAAAUGAAUCAAAAAUCUAUCUGUUUGAUGUUUAUGUACAUGUAGGGAAGAUUUUACCUUCAAAUUAUCACUGUAUGUUAAAUUCUCAUCUUCUUUGUACUUUCCUCCUCUUUUUUUUCCUGAAAAGAGCAAAACUGAAUAAAACUGCAAACACCA